AUGAUGCUUUUGGGCCGCGGCGUGGGCCAAUGCACUGCCAGGGUGCUACGCUGUCAAGUUGCUCUUCACCCUUCCAAGAUCUUCUGGCGCUGUGCAUCCAGCAGAGAUGAGAAGAGCCAGGACCCUGCAGCUUCAACGCCGUACCGAGGGAAACGCUCUGUGGAAGGGGAUUUGCUCCCCAUUGCAGACGCGGAGGCGCCCGAGGAUGACCAAGCCUCCAGCAUAGACUCUCGCCUGAGCAAUCGGAUGCAACUGAAGACCAGCAGUCAGCGUUUGGGUUCGACAGAGAACGUCGACGGCAUGUAUGCGGACAUUCCUUCUGAUCGAGUGGAAGACAAGGCCAAACAGUAUCAAGUGCAUGACAGCCAGGAUCAUCUGGAUGCCUUUCAAAACGUAUAUCGCCGACUACGGCGGACCGGGCGAGACGAAACAGACAGGGAUGUCUCGGACUCACUGUGGAAGGCCAUGGAGUACGCGAAAAAGAAGAAAGACAAAGGAUGA
Symbiodinium natans is the source of this 501-nucleotide messenger RNA. The record is from the annotation of a GenBank genome assembly. Lineage: Eukaryota; Dinophyceae; Suessiales; Symbiodiniaceae.